UGUCGGCUUCGCGAGGGUCGUUAAAGAUAAGAAACCCCCGAGAUGCAAAAACUUGCAAUAUGCAAUAUAAGAACGGUACUAAGUAUAAGUGAAUCAUCGUGUAUAAAAAUACGAAUCAGAAUGAAAGGAAAAUUUAUAUCAAGAUUUUUAAGCGUUGUAUUUUUGUCUUGAAUUUUUUGACACAAGCGAAACGACGAAAGCGACAUUGAAGUGGGCUUAUCAUCUUCUGAGAUUCGCUGUAUUCAGACUGACAUAACAUAGAAAUGGAAAAAUCAUGGAUGGAUCUUGGGAUGUAUGGUUCAGAUUCUCUGAAUUGCAACCAAAGCAAGAGAAAAAUGGAGCGAGUGACUCUUGAGCAAAAGGAAUUAUUUGUGGACUUUAUUAGCGAAAAUCCAGAAAUGAUUACCCAUUCCAGUACACGAGAAAGCGAAAAAGUUUUGUGGGACGAACUUGUAAGCACACUAAAUAAUAUGAAACCAGAAAAGAAGUACGAUUUCUGGAAAAUAUUCUGGAAUAAGUGGAUCAAAGGACUUAAUGACAAACCAGACAAUUCACUAACAAUAUUGGACUAUAAAUUGAAAAAAUUUUUGAAAAAUCUAGGCUUCAACAGUGGAUCAGAAACUAAGGAAAAAAAAGAAAAAAGUAAUUUAACCAUUGCAGAAAUCAAUGAAAGCUUAAAAAAAGUGAAAGAGGAAAGAUCCAAGAAUAAAUUGGAAAUGGAUAAUUUGGACUAUACUAUAGUCAAACUCAAGAAUCAGAUAAAUGAAAUAAAAAAUCAGCUCAAGGAGAAGAGAAGAUUGAAUUCAAAUUUAGAACAAAAAAAAAAUUAUUUAAUUACAAAAAAGAGAAAGUUAGAGGCGGCGGACAUAGUACUGAUGAACAUUGGUACUGGAAGUAAUAAGAGUUUUUAAUUUUUUUAACUUACUUCUAAAAACAAUUACUUGGAGCAAAAAUAUUAUGUUAUUUAUCAUGUGUUGCUUUAACAAAGAUUUUUGCUGUGUACACUAGCUUAUUUAUAUAAUUGCUUGUAUAACAAAAAAAUGUAUGCAUUGUACUGUAACCUAAUUAUCUAUAAAUAAUAAUGCGUUUAUAAAUGCACUUUGAUAUU
This is a messenger RNA of Nasonia vitripennis (jewel wasp), 1108 nucleotides long. RefSeq lists its product as uncharacterized. The transcript is spliced from 6 exons. The record is from RefSeq and is a predicted model, not a curated record. Lineage: Eukaryota; Metazoa; Arthropoda; Insecta; Hymenoptera; Pteromalidae. Bases 264 to 911 code for a protein of 215 amino acids.